Messenger RNA from Peronospora belbahrii, 1779 nucleotides. The record is from the annotation of a GenBank genome assembly. Lineage: Eukaryota; Oomycota; Peronosporomycetes; Peronosporales; Peronosporaceae.
AUGGCGACGACCUCAGUCGCGAACGUCGUUGGUACGCAGACAAUUGCAGACGUGCCUGUGGAGCUAGGACAGUCCGUUCAUGUCAAUACAAAGAAACAAUUACAGCGUCAAAUCAAUUCCAUCGUAGGGUGGACGGAGUUGGAUCGUGCGCCAAUGAACGUGGCACAGACGAUGUUGCGCGGUAAUGAGCACCAGGUGGGCGAACACCCGUACUUUGUGUGUGAGAAAUCAGUGGGUAUUCGAUACUUGAUAUUACUAUUACAGGGUCGCUGUUACCUUAUUUCUCAGAAUUAUGAAUUUCGAGAGGUUGCGCUCUUCUGUCCUGUACGUCCUGAUCGACUACAACCUGGUGUAGACCGGAACACUGUAGUGCCACAUCAAUGGACUAUUCUAGAUGGACUUAUGGUGUGUGAUAAAGAUGGAAACAAAUCAGUGCUUACGCUACUAUUGUACGAUAUCCUGGCACUAAAUGGCAGUCCGGUCAUGACUUCUAAGCUCCAGGAUAGACUCAAGUUGAUUCAGAACGAUGUCGUAGGUCCACGUAAGCAGCUACCGCCGCCAAAAGGACACCCAACAGACAUGUUUCAGCUUGUGCUACAAUCAAUGUACCCCAUUAACCGUGUUGGACACGUGAUUCACAGUAUUCUGCCAAGAGUCGCUCAGACCAGACAGAAUGCAGGACUUGUGUUCACGCCAGUACUUCUGCCAUACACGCCAGGAUUUUCGAAAGGGCUGUUCCAUUGGACGCCGACGUCGUUGCUGUCUGCAGACUUUCAGCUGGGUGUGGAGUGGCGAGGACGUCCUCCAAAACCAGGAUUUAAAUUGGUGAUCCAUGACAAGCGCACACAGGUCUUUCAAGACUGGAUCACAUUCGCACCAGAUGACUUUGAGGCGUUCCGACAGGACAAAAAGGCGUCUUCUCGCAUUCUAGAGUGUGUGUAUGAUCCAGAAUGGCUCACGUACAUUCCUUCCCAUGACAAAAGUACAUGGGAUUCUGGUAGUCCAGAGUUUAGUGCUACUGAACGCGGUGUUGGAUGGAGAAAAGGUGGCUGGAAAUUUGUUCGAUGCCGUCCAGACUGCAGUAUGCCGUACGAGCGCAAUUUGCUUACAAUGAUUGAAAAAGCAGUUAGUGAGGAUAUAAAGCUUGAAGAGAUUGAGCGAUUUUUUCCAGAUGAGACAUCUAAAAAGCCUAUGUCGUCGCAACAAAAAAGUCGUCAUGAAGCCCCCUCGACAUCUGAUGAGUUGACUCCACCAAGUGUGUGUUACGAUUUUCAAAACAAGGGCGUAUGUCAACGCGGUCGAUUCUGUCAUUUUUCGCACUGUGCCUGCAAUUCUACGUGCUCGUGCACGCCGACCAAGAAUACUUACGGCCAAAGACCAUCGUAUCGAAGAAAUGACUACGAUGCCCCACCGUCUCCAGAAGGCACGCCUUUGUCGAUCAUUGAUGCUCCCACGGUACCAGACAAAUUACCUUUGUUGGGGCACACUGACUCCAUUGAGCGUGAUUCUACUUCGAAGAUCGAAGGCGGGACGGGUGAGGAAGAAGAAGCUGGUGAACUCUCAGACAAUAAUAACUUGCACCUCAACAGCAUAUACGCACCCCUUGAAAACUUUAGUAAGGAGACGAUUGCUGCAAAGCGUGCACAAUUGGCUGCUCUCGGCAAUCGCAGUAUUUGGGCAAGCCUCGGACUCGAAGAUAAACCGCAACGUGCGCGCGCUUGCGGACUAAUCGUAUCAAAGUCUGGGGAAGUGGUGUAUGUCCGUCCGUUGGAGAAGUAA